GACGAUAACUUCCUAAUUUUGAUUAGUUCCUUAGAAAGAACACAGCAAUAUAAAAAUACAGAACCGAAAGGAGGAGGUAAUGGCAUAAAUAAAUGGUAAUUAAACUAAAGAGAAAUUAUUUGGGCUUAAUCUUUUCCAGGCCCAUCUCGGAGCCCAAUAUGAGAUGGUAUCGGAGUUCGAGCAGAGAAAGCUUCUUCUCCGCCAUGGAUGUAGCUCCUCGAAGAACCAAAAAAAAAAAUCACUUCUGGAUAUCGCUCAAAAAUAUGACUUCUCACAUACCGUCCUUUAACCGGUCGUCACCUACUACUCUGAUCCCUAAGCCCGAACCAGUCACCGAUUCCGACCUAGAAACUCGUAUCCCAAGCUCAUCCAUCUUAAAUUUCAACAACACUCCACCAGUGGAAGCCAACCUGUACACCGAGUUCAACAACGUAGCAGAUACUUUCCGCUCAGCGUUCGCACAACAACGCCACGAGGUGGACGUCACGGUUCUCGAUUCUCUAACCGGCGCAAUCGUACCGGUUCCAGAAGAGGAACCACCGUCCCUCGUCGUUACUAGAAAGCCGAAGAAGACUCAAGGACGGUCAUCGGAGCUGGUGAGGAUCACCGACCUCGGGGCCGAAGGAGAGAGAGAGUUCCGAGAAGUCGUGAGGAAGACGAGGAUGAUCUACGACUCGCUCAGGAUCUUCUUGAUUCUGAAGGAAACGCGUGAGAUCGGGAGGAGGAGGAGGGGUGAUAGUAAUAAUAGCAAAGCUGCUUCAAUGAUGAAAGAACGUUCCCUGUGGCUAAACCGCGACAAACGGAUCGUGGGUUCGAUUCCCGGUGUCCACGUGGGCGAUAUAUUUUUUUUCAGGCUUGAGUUGUGUGUUAUGGGUUUACACGGACAUCCGCAAGCCGGGAUUGAUUAUCUCACCGGGAGUCGCAGCUCUAACGGAGAGCCGAUUGCGACGAGUGUGAUUGUUUCAGGUGGGUAUGAGGACGAUGAUGAUCAAGGGGAUGUGAUUAUCUACACAGGACAGGGUGGGCAAGACAAGUUAGGUAGGAGGCAGGCUGAGCAUCAGAAGCUGGAAGGUGGGAAUCUCGCUAUGGAGAGGAGUAUGUACUACGGGAUUGAAGUGAGAGUCGUUCGUGGUUUCAAGUACGAGAACUCGGUUUCUACCAAAGUUUAUGUCUACGAUGGUCUGUUUAGGGUUGUUGAUUCCUGGUUCGAUGUUGGGAAGUCUGGUUUUGGUGUUUUUAAGUUUAGGCUGGAGAGAAUCAUCGGAGGGGAGGUUGUGGAGAUGGGUAGCUCGGUUUUGAAGUUUGCCAAGACUCUUAAAACCAACCCUUUGUCUGUGAGACCGAGUGGUUACGUCAGUUUCGAUAUCUCGAACAGGAAGGAGAAUGCUCCUGUGUAUUUGUUUAACGACAUUGAUGAUGAUCAAGAGCCUUUGUACUACGAGUAUCUCGCCAAUGCUUCUUUUCCACUGUUUCGACAGAGUGAUAGUGAUGAUGCAGCAAGUGGAUGCGACUGUGUCAACGGUUGUAGCAGUGGCUGCCUUUGUGAGACGAAGAACGGAGGUCAGUUUGCUUAUGAUUACAAUGGGAAUCUGAUGAGAAUGCGACCGUUGGUACAUGAGUGUGGACCGGCCUGUAAGUGCCCUCCUACUUGCCGAAACCGUGUCACUCAAAAGGGUCUGAGGAGCAGUCUCGAAGUGUUUAGGUCGGCGGAAACUGGUUGGGGAGUUCGGUCUUUAGAUAUAUUACAUGCUGGUGCGUUUAUAUGCGAGUAUGUCGGGGUUGCUCUGACGAGGGAACAAGCUGACAUUCUGACCAUGAACGGUGAUACUUUGGUGUAUCCUGGUCGGUUUUCUUCUGCUAGAUGGAAAGCUUGGGGAGAUUUGUCUCAGGUCUUUCCUGAUGAUUACGAGAGACCACCACCUUCGUAUCCUAAGAUCCCUCCUGUUGAUUUUGCCAUGGAUGUUUCCAAGUUUAGGAAUGUUGCUUGUUACAUAAGCCACAGUGCUGAUUCAAAUGUAAUUGUCCAGUUUGUACUCCAUGAUCACAACAAUCUCAUGUUUCCUCGUGUUAUGCUUUUCGCUGCUGAGAACAUUCCUCCCAUGACUGAGCUCAGCCUUGAUUAUGGAGUAUCUGAUGAUGAAUGGAGCCCCAAGCUCGCCAUUUGUAAUUAAACUCAGUCCUUGACCUUUCCCCCUCCUUAUUUUUCAAGAUUGUAUCAGUUCAAUCUUCUUUUUUUUUGUUUGGUCGCAUGAAGUAAGAAGAAAAGCAGUUUGUGCAGAAUCAAGGUUUGAUAGGACUUCAUUCCUCCCUCUGUGUACGUUUUUGAGUUUUGUGUAUGUUUGCACAAUUUUGGGAGGCAAUGUUUUUAGGGUUAUUAGUGUACAAAACUCAGAAGGAUGUUUCUUUGUCUGUAUCGGUUUGCUCUUUGACAUGCCUAUGAAGUGAAGUGAAACAAUAUUAUCCUUCCUGUCCAUCUUCAUCUCCAAAA
Molecule: messenger RNA, 2488 nt
Organism: Raphanus sativus (radish)
Lineage: Eukaryota; Viridiplantae; Streptophyta; Magnoliopsida; Brassicales; Brassicaceae
Product: histone-lysine N-methyltransferase family member SUVH9-like
Exons: 2
Coding region: 93-2171 (692 amino acids)
Cellular component (GO): nucleus
Molecular function (GO): zinc ion binding; histone methyltransferase activity; protein binding
Source: RefSeq, a predicted model, not a curated record